Pristis pectinata (smalltooth sawfish) is the source of this 5608-nucleotide messenger RNA. RefSeq names its product trafficking protein particle complex subunit 8 (gene trappc8). Gene Ontology annotation, biological process: endoplasmic reticulum to Golgi vesicle-mediated transport; protein localization to phagophore assembly site. Bases 118 to 4635 code for a protein of 1505 amino acids. Gene Ontology annotation, molecular function: protein binding. The transcript has 31 exons. NCBI's taxonomy places the organism in Eukaryota, Metazoa, Chordata, Chondrichthyes, Rhinopristiformes, Pristidae. Gene Ontology annotation, cellular component: TRAPPIII protein complex; cytoplasmic vesicle; phagophore assembly site. The record is from RefSeq and is a predicted model, not a curated record.
GACGGGAAGGACAGCGGGGAAGGGCGCCCAACAUGGCGCCGCUCGGCUGGGGCCGGUGUUGAGGGAGGCGCAGGAGGCGGCGGCCGCGGUGCUAUCGCCGGGCGACGCGCUGCCGGGAUGGCUCAGUGCGUGCAGAGCGUCCACGAGUUCAUCCAGGACACCUUCGUGCCCAUGGUGGCCGUGCUGUGCAGCGAGGCGGCCGAGAGCUCGACGCGGAAAAACAACCUGACGUUCGCCGAGCUGGUGCGGCCCUUCUGCCGCCUGACGUCCGAAGUUCAUAUGCGAGAUCCUAACAACCAGAGCCAUGUUAUUAAAAACCUGAGGAUCAACGUCACCAGCAUUGUCACUCAACCGCCACAACAGACCACUAUUCGGAAGCUGUUAAGUGAGGUGGUUUCUGCUAGUCAGCCUGCAGAAGGAUUGGUUGCUAAUGUGAUUACAGCAGGAGAUUAUGAUCUCAACAUCAGUGAUCGCUCAGUAAGAGCUAGUGUUCCAUGGUACAAUAAUUGGAAAGACACUUUGACGCAGCUGAGUUCGUCCAAGUUCCAUGCAGCUACUACUCCCUGGUUUGAAGCCUACAGAGAAUGCUUCUUCCAAUCCAUGCCUCCGUCAGACCAUGAGUUUCUACACCACUAUUUGGCAUGCAUGCUAGUGGUGUCAUCAAGGGACUCUGAUCCAGUGGAACAGUUUUUAAAGUUAUCACAAGAACAACAUCGUAUUCAGCAUAGCAGUGAUUACUCGUAUCCAAAGUGGUUUAUUCCAAAUACACUGAAAUACUACGUUUUACUGCAUGAUGUCAGUGAAGGGGAAGGAGAACGAGCUGAAUCUGUUUAUGAAGAAAUGAAGCAGAGAUAUGGAACACAAGGGUGCUAUUUAUUGAAGUUUAACUCUCGAAUGCCAUCGAGUGGAGCAGAUGAACAGAUCCCUGACCCUUGGAGUCAGUAUUUGAAUCGAAACAAUUUACAAAACCAGGAAAUCUGUGAUGGUUUCGUUCCGCCCGCCAGCAAGAGUAAGGAAAGCAUGACUGGAGUGGAGCUGGAUGGGUUGGACAAUUCAGUCAAUGCUGGAAUUCCAAACAACUUCAAAUCUCACCCGUAUCAGGGAAGUGUGAAGUCAAGGGAACUUGAUGGUCCUAACCAAGCAAAACCCUUGGAAGCAGUCAAUGCCACGAUGAAACAAAACAGCUCCAGUGCUCGUGGAUUGAGUUUAACUCUGACUGACCACGAUCGAAUCCGACAGUUCAUUCAGGAGUUUACAUUCCGUGGAUUACUGCCACACAUCGAAAAGACUAUCAGGCAACUGAAUGAUCAGCUGGUGUCCAGAAAAGGUCUCAGUCGUUCUUUGUUCACUGCAACUAAAAAAUGGUUCAGCGGCAGUAAAGUGCCAGAGAAAACUCUAAAUGAAUUGAAAAAUGCCUCCAGUCUAUUGUAUCCACCAGAGGCUCCAGAGUUGCAAAUCAGGAAAAUGGCAGAUCUUUGUUUCUUGGUUCAACACUACGACCUAGCUUACAACUGCUACCAUACUGCAAAGAAAGAUUUUCUCAAUGAUCAAGCAAUGCUUUAUGCAGCAGGGGCAUUGGAAAUGGCGGCAGCGUCGGUUUUUCUUCAGCCUGGAGCACAGAGACAAUAUCCCAGCCACUAUAUGGAAACAGCGAUUCAGACGUACAAGGACUUGUGCAAGAACUUGGUACUUGCUGAGCGGUGCACAUUAUUGAGUGCUGAAAUCUUAAAAAGCCAAGCCAAAUAUUCAGAAGCUGCGACACUUCUUAUUCGGAUGACUAGUGAGGAUUCUGACCUUCGAAGUGCAAUUUUACUGGAACAAGCUGCUCACUGUUUCAUCAACAUGCGAUCUCCAAUGGUACGCAAGUUUGCUUUUCAUAUGAUUCUGGCCGGACAUCGAUUUGGUAAAGCGGAUCAGCGAAAGCAUGCCUUACGGUGCUACAGUCAAGCCAUGCAAGUAUACAAAGGAAAAGGAUGGAGUCUGGCAGAGGAUCACAUCAACUUCACAAUUGGUCGUCAGUCUUUCACUCUGCGGCAGCUGGACAAUGCAGUGUCAGCCUUCAGGCAUAUUCUGAUCAAUGACAGCAAACAGACAGCUGCGCAGCAGGAAGCUUUCCUUCGGGAGUACCUGUAUGUUUACAAGAGUGUCAGCCAGUUCUCACCAGAAGGACCACUACCCCAACUUCCCUUGCCCUACAUUCAGAGCUCAGCAACACGGGUGUUUUUUGGACACGACAGGCGCCCUUCAGAAGGAGAAAAGCAAGCAGCCACCCAUGUCAGCUUGGACCAGGAAUAUGAACGUGAAGCUUCCCAGCAAUGGAAAGAGCUCGAGGAGCGGGUUGUAACUGUGGUGAACAAAGGGACAAUCCCACAGAAUUUUCAGCACACUCAGUAUUGUCUCAACAGCCAGACUGACAACUUGCGCUUUCCUGUGGCUGUGGUAGAAGAACCAGUUACAGUUGAAGUAGUGUUCAAAAAUCCUUUGAAGGUCCCUCUAUUGUUGAGUGAUCUGUCGUUGUUGUGGAAAUUUAACUUUAGAGACUUCACUAAAGUUUCAGAGGAAGAUGCAAGAGAAUCUAUCAGCAACGAGAAAGAUUUACAUCUGAAGACAUCUCAGAGCAUUGUCACGGAGGUAAUAAAUGAAUUUCAAAUAAGUGGUGAAGAGACCAAAAUGGCAAGAUUAAAACUACUUCCUCGUCAGACAGGAGAGCUGCACGUUCUUGGAGUCGUUUACAAUCUCAGCACAGUACCAUCAGCUGCUAAACAAGAUGGAAUAGACUCCAGUCCUGGAACACGGGUAGCAGCCAAUUGCCUCAAUGUCAGCAGCCCUUACUUGGCAAAAUCUGGCAACAAACCGCAAGCGACUCAUAACCUCCAUCAAUCCAGCUCAACAGAUCAGCUGGAGUAUUACCAUGGGCUAAGCUGGACCGAAGGUAAAGUACCUCAUGGGUUAUCAGUAAGAGGACGUCAAGAUUUGGAAAUCCAGGGACCAAGGCUCAAUAACACUAAAGAAGAGAAAACUUCUGUGAAGUAUGGAUCAGAUCGGCGGCUAGAUCCCAUCAUCACAGAGGCAAUGCCCUUGUUAGAGGUAUUUUUCAUUAACUUCCCCACUGGAUUGCUUUGUGGUGAAUUGAGAAAAACUUAUGUGGAGUUUGUGAACGUAAGCCAGUGUCCACUUACUGGAUUGAAAGUUGUAUGCAAGGACCCAGACUUCUUUUCCUUUGGGAGUAAAACUGCUGCAUUAACGCCGUUAAGUCCAACAGCUUCAGAAAACUGUAGUGCCUACAAGACUGUUAUAACUGACUGUGCAGGCACAUCCUCGGCUAUCACAUCAUCGGUUUCCCCCGCAGACUUCGGGGUGGACUCUGGAAAUCCACGAUGGGUGAUUGACGUGCCUCUGCCUGACUCUGUACUAUCACCUGGGGCUUCUGUGCAGCUACCCAUGUGGUUACGUGGACCUGAUGAGGAAGGAGUACAUGAAAUAAACUUUUUAUUUUACUAUGAAAGUACAAAACCACAUUCAAAAUUGAGCCACCGAGUGCUAAGACACACAGCGAUAAUAUGCACAAGCCGUUCUCUGAGUGUGAGGGCCACGGCAUGCAGAAGUAAUGCCCUGGAUGCUGAAGCAAAGAGCGACAUUGAUAAUCUCCUAGUGUUUCUGGAUGUGGCCAAUAUUAAUACAAGUGAAGCAGGUGUAAGGGAAUUCCACAUAAUUCAGGUGUCGAGUUGUAGCGAACAUUGGAAACUACAGAAGUGUAUAAAUCCUACUGAAGAUAAAGAUGCAAAGCUCAGCAAUCGGGAGAGGGCAAAACUAUGUUUUAGGGCAACAAGAUGUCAACGUUCAGAAGCUACCUCAUGUACAGAAGGAAGGUAUAUAUUUGCAGAUAUCGUUCUGGGAAAUGAGCAGAUAAUCAGUUCAACCACUCCCUGCGCAGACUUCUUCUUCCAAAGUUGCUGUGCUGUACAGUCUCGGAAGACUGCAUUGCAGGCGACUAUGGGACCUGGGAGACCAAAAACUGGUGACAUCACUAAAUUAGUGCAGAAGUGCAAUGAGGUGGAUCUGAACAUUAUAGUAUUAUGGAAGGCUUAUGUUGUGGAGGACAAUAAGCAGCUUAUUUUGGAAGGCCAGCUUCAUGUUGCUCUCCAGUCAAUCGGGAAAGAAGCCUGUUCUUUACCUCAAGUACAGGAGGCACAGGAAAUGGUUCUGCUAAAAUUUGUCCGACCAGAACAGCCACAGCUUCCCACGCGACCAAGCCUGGAACAGCUUUCACAUCUCAUUAAGAUUAGCCUUCAUUACCCUGAAUACUAUGACCAUUCAUUUCAUCAAAAGAGUUUGUGUUUAGUCCCCGUUACCCUUGUUCUUUUCAACUGCUGUCAGAUUGAAGUGGACAUUAUCGUUGACCUGCGGCACAAGGCCACAAGCCCAGAGAUGUUGGAGGUUCACGGUUCUUUCACUUGGCUCGGACAGACCCAGUACAAACUUCAGCUGAAGGGGCAGGAGGUUCACACGGUCCCAUUGAAGGCCUGUUUUGUUCAUGCUGGGUCUACAACCUCGGCACCCCCAGAGUUUUUUGCCAAACUGGCUGAUCAGAAUGUGCAGUGUGAAACCAGCCAGCAGAACUCCACACCAGCCUGAUCAUUAUCAACAAUAUCUGACCGCCACAGUGCGAGGCACCACUAUCUCACUGAAUCUCAGAAGGAAUCCUAAAUAAUGGUCAUUUUUUUUUUGUAGCUAUGUUUGAAAUAUCCUGCAGUUCUACUUUGCACCUUCAAAUUCAGAACUAAUACUAAGGAAUUGUACAGAACAAAUGAAGGGUUGGGGGAGGGGUAAUGGGGAGGGGGAACAGAGCUUAAACCAGACCCCAAAAUUAUUUUUUAAGUCUUUCACAAUAAAAGGCACUCUGGAUUGUGUGUUCUCUGUAUGUAAUAUGGGUCUGAAUAUAUUUAUCAUUCACCUCUGCUUAUAGUUGACUUUUUUUGAAAUGUGAGCAUUGGAUACAGGUUGGGACAUCUGUUAGUAGAUGCAGUUUAAAAACUACUGUCACCUCUUCCGGCACACCUUUGCUUUUCUGAGAGGUGGCAUUUGCACUUUUGGCUUAUCUUGUCAGCCUCGUGUCCUGACGAGAUCAAGAUCAACAACCAAAAGAUGUUGAUCACUUGAGGUGUAGUUUGUGAUGAGGGAGGGUAUGCAUUAAUUGCACGAUCUAACAGUUCACUGCUUACAAUAAAUUUCCAAAUAAAUCGUUUUGCGUUCAACCUUUUGAAGUAUAAAGUUUAAAUAUUGCUUGACGUCUUAGACCUCUGCCUCUUUUUACCUCCUGAUGUGUUUCUCACUAUCUCAGGUUUACAACAAGCUGAAUAAUGAAGCAAGUAUCUAUUUGAUUUUUCUCUUGGUUUGGUUUAAUUCAAUUGAAAGUUCAUCUUUUUCCACAGCCACAGGGUGUAAUGUGAGGUGGAUCCAGCUAGCUACAUUAUAAUGGAACUUUGCAAAUUCAAUGUGUUAUUUAAUGUGUCACAGACUUAAAUGAAAACAAAUGUCUUUUCAAGAAAUGAUGUAUUAUAUUUAUAGGUAAUGUCUGUAAAUACAAUAAAACAUAACCCAUAUAGAA